AGGCGAUUCUGGGUGGCGGUGGCGGUGGUUCCCCUCCCGUCCGCGCCACCUGCUGCUCCUUGUUGUUGUUGUCUCUACCGGCUUGGCGGGGUUCUCUCGCCGUUGGGUGUCGCCUUUCUUGUUCGCGCCGGCACGGCACCGAGAACACGCUGCUCCUGGGAGAGGGAUCGGUCCCCUGGAGCCUGCUGCUGGGAGUGGGCAGCUGCAGAUUGGAUCCCCGACCCUACGGGAUGGAGGAGAACAUUAGGAAUACGCGGCGACGGCUGUCGCCGGCCAGCCUUCUCACCGACGACCUCGUCUUCCACAUCCUCUCCCGGGUACCGUACAUCUCGCUCUGCCGCUUCAAGUGCGUGUCCAAAUCAUGGCUCGCCCUCUGCUCCGAUCCCGAGAUCCGCAAAAAGUCGCCCCAGACCCUGUCCGGCUUCUUCUACCGCAGCAUAACCACAGGGUCGCAUCACUGUGAGUUCCGUCGCCAAUUCACCAAUGUGUCAGGGAGAGGGCAGCCUAUGGUCGACCCCUCUCUUUCCUUCAUGCCCAGCUAUUAUAAGAUCCUACUCAUCGACUCCUCCAAUGGUCUUCUGCUCUGCCGCUGCGCCACCUCGUUUCCCAAGCGUGAAUAUUUCUAUGUCGUGUGUAAUCCUGCGACUAAGAACUGGAUCCGUUUGCCGGAGACAGAGAAAAUGGCACGAAGCCCCAUCGUGCGUUUGGCUUUCGACCCAGCUGCGUCGUCUCACUUCAGAGUAUUUCUGCUCGUCAGUCACCGGCCUGGUCUGAACACUGACGUCGCUGGAGUAGCAGUCUACUCAUCCAAAACUGGAGCCUGGACUUACCGGCAGAGCGGGUGGGGUAGCGAUUGUAGAGUGGACAGUGCUUCCAGAAGCGUGCUUUAUAACGGCAUCAUGCAUUUCGCUACCGUUGCUUCUUCGGUAGUCACCGUGGACAUGGAGCUGAACAGAUGGGGGGAAAUACCGGCACCUCAGGAAAUACAUUCCAACUGUUUGAUCGGGCUGUCGCAGGGGCACCUGUAUUUGGUGCAGUUACAUAAGAGUGAAAACCGCCAUCUAUCGGUUUGGGCUCUCGAGGAUUACCAUACCCAACACUGGAUCCUAAAGCAUUCUGUCUGCACAGCACCGCUGCCUGAAUGGCGUCACGUCCAUUUUCGCGGAUACAGAGAGGUGAUUGCAAUCCAUCCUGACCGGCAUCUGAUUUUCUUUCAUGCGGGGUGGCAUGGGAAUAGUGAUGGUAUUGUGUCAUACGAUAUGGAUAGCGGGGUAGUGAAAGCGAUCUGCGCUCCUGGACCCUCCUGUGCUUUUACAUACAUACCAUAUGUUCCCUGCUUCUCAAAGUGGUUGUCUGAUGAAAACUGAAGUCUUUCACACUUGAUACAUGACAUUAUUAUCUAUGUUCAAGGAGUAAGACCGUCCAGUUUAUGGCCAUAGCGGUGCCAUGGAUAUAUGUCCUAAGUCCACAUUAGUUUGAUGUUCUAAUCGUUUGGUGCCUAAAAGCGGCUUCCUUAUGUCUCUCAAUAUUGUUAGCAAAUGUCGAACAGUAUGUAAGCAAACCUUUUGUCUAUUGCACCAGGUAGCUAUUUCAGUGUAGUUACUUAUUUGAUGUGCUUCCUUCUACUUAUUCUUGUUAACUCAUGUCAGCUCAUUAUAUAUGUUUCAAUGUAUAUUCUUUCUCAUCCGUUUUUCCUCACGGAGUUUAUCCUAGUGAUGCAACUUGUAAUCCAUCAAAUAACGUGAGAUAAUGAAGUACACCAUAUUUCUUUGCAUAGGGUAGUGUCAAACCAUUAGUAUAUCGCCCUCUUAUUUCGUCAUCUGAACUGCAUACCACUUUGACUGUUUGUAAUAAGAUGAUGCAUGGAUUUUCUCUCUCCCUUGUGUCUGAUAUAAAUACACAAAGAUGAUGAAAUAGCAGAUCCCUUCAGUGUUUGCAUUGUUUUACCAUGGGAUCAACAGUAUGUUUUGGCAUCAGAGAUUUAAGAAGUAUUAGAUCACCUAGCUUGAUGUGUGAAUCUGUGUAACACAUGAUAGGUCCAUUGUUAGAAAUCAAGUUAAGAUACAUCCUGCCUUGAAUAUUUGCUAUCAUAGCUAUCACCCUUGUCAUGUAAGUUACUUAUUCUUUUUCGAAUAACACCUUUUGUGACUAUUUAUUGAUCUCACAAAUUCCUGUAAUAUCAUUGUCUCGUCAACAUCCACUGGUUGAGUGCGAAAAAACAAUAAAUUAGCGUGGUGUCUUUGAACAAAUAAUCACUCUUGUUCUUCCAACCUAAAUUUUAAGCAUUUCCUUGUUUAUGAUUUUCAUAUUCAGCAUAUAUAAAUCAUUGUAAGUUGUGAUUUCGUGGCACCUUCUUCAGUUUAGCAUUAUAACCAAAACGAAAGUGUCCACAACUACAUUUU
Molecule: messenger RNA, 2402 nt
Organism: Lolium perenne
Lineage: Eukaryota; Viridiplantae; Streptophyta; Magnoliopsida; Poales; Poaceae
Product: F-box protein At5g07610-like
Molecular function (GO): protein binding
Source: RefSeq, a predicted model, not a curated record